Lecanosticta acicola is the source of this 512-nucleotide messenger RNA. The record is from the annotation of a GenBank genome assembly. NCBI's taxonomy places the organism in Eukaryota, Fungi, Ascomycota, Dothideomycetes, Mycosphaerellales, Mycosphaerellaceae.
AUGUACAAAGUCACCAUCCACGCAUACCGUCGCAAGGAUAUGUCAGAAGAAGACUUCCAUCGACACUGGACCAACAUCCACGCCCCCAAAGUCAGCGCUUUCCUCCGGAAAUAUGGAAUCGUGGGCUAUACACAGGUAAAAUUCGCCAGACCCGUCCCCCGCCCUUUCCCCCUUUCCUUUUCCCUUCUUUCCCCCUUUUUUUUUGUGGCAAUCUUCUCAAGAUUCGCUAAAAUAAAAUAAAAACACAACAGUAUCACACCCCAUCCUGGGUUCGAGCCAAAGCCUCACAACAGCUCCACACGCUCGGCCCUUUCGCGAGCGAUAAUCUCGUCGACUACGACGGCUACGUGGAAUUGCGCAUGCCGGAGUUGGAUUGCUACGAGAGAGCCAGGAGGGAUCCGUACUACGCCCAAGUGGUGAAGCCGGAUGAGGAGGCGUUUUUUGAUUUCGAGAGGAGUCGGAUUACGGUUGGGUGGGAGGAGGUGUAUAUUGAAGGGGGGGAGCUUCGAUAA